Hevea brasiliensis (rubber tree) is the source of this 1972-nucleotide messenger RNA. RefSeq names its product hydroxyproline O-arabinosyltransferase NOD3. NCBI's taxonomy places the organism in Eukaryota, Viridiplantae, Streptophyta, Magnoliopsida, Malpighiales, Euphorbiaceae. The record is from RefSeq and is a predicted model, not a curated record. Gene Ontology annotation, molecular function: glycosyltransferase activity. Bases 545 to 1645 code for a protein of 366 amino acids. The transcript is spliced from 9 exons.
UAUUUUAAUUCCUCAAAAAAAUGAAUUGGAAGAAGAAGAAGAAGAAGAAGAAGACAGAGAAGACGAGGUGAAGGAGUAAUGUCCAAAUGUAGUUGUCGCCACCUCCACGUCAUACUUCCACAAGGCUUAUUUCCAACGACUGAAAAAUCAAUCCCACAUAGUACGUUAGCCUUAUUAAAAAUGGCACUCUGAAACAUUAAUUAGAUUCAAUUUUCCAGUUGGCGACUUGUCAAACCUCCGCGUUUCCUAGCAACCGUUGACAAAAACUCAGAGUCUCUCCCUCUCUGCUCCUCCUUCAAUCUUCAGAUUGAUGCAUGCCUGUUUUCCUUUCAUCCUGGAUUUGUGAUUGGUCCCAUUGGAUUUUCUUCGUGAAAGUAUGGAGAUUUUAUUGUUGCAAUUGUUUUCUGGAGCUGUGAAAUGAAAUGGGUGUAAGUGGGAGUGUUUGCCUUCUAAUUUAAAUGCUGUUGAAGGUAGGAGAAUUGGGGUUUGGUUGAAUUGUAACUUCUGAGGAGUUGGAAUUCAUUUUCUAACUUAGGACUUCAAGAUGACUGGGAGAAAAAAUAUGGGGCGAGUAUCACCAUUCUUUUUGGUGCUUUUGUCACUUGGAUUUUUCUUUGCUACAUAUAACUUGUUGACAUUGGUAAUACAAUAUAAGAACUCCAGUUCAGGAAAUGGAUUGGAGUUAUCUGACUCCAUUGCUAAUAUGCCUCAUGAAGUAAAGAGAUUAGGGAAAUCAAAUUUGAGAUACCACGUUGGUCUUACAGCGACAGAUACUCCUUAUAGCCAAUGGCAAUGCCGGAUUAUGUACUAUUGGUAUAAGAAGAUGAAAGACAUGCCUGGAUCAGACAUGGGGAAGUUCACUCGAAUUCUGCAUUCAGGAAAAGCUGACAAUUUGAUGGAUGAGAUUCCAACAUUCGUUGUAGAUCCUCUUCCAGAGGGCCUGGAUCGAGGUUAUAUCGUCUUAAAUAGGCCAUGGGCUUUUGUGCAAUGGCUGGAAAAGGCAACUAUUGAUGAAGAAUACAUUUUAAUGGCAGAGCCUGACCACAUAUUUGUAAAUCCUUUGCCUAACUUGGCACAUGGAGAACAUCCAGUGGGGUAUCCAUUUUUCUACAUUAAACCAACUGAACAUGAAAAAAUUAUUAGAAAGUUUUAUCCGGAGGAAAGGGGUCCUGUGACAAAUGUUGAUCCAAUUGGCAAUUCUCCUGUAAUAAUAAAAAAGUCCAUACUGGAGGAAAUUUCACCGACAUGGGUAAAUAUUUCAUUAAGAAUGAAAGAUGACCAUGAGACUGAUAAGGCAUUUGGUUGGGUGUUAGAAAUGUAUGCCUAUGCUGUAGCAUCAGCAUUGCAUGGUGUUCAUCAUAUACUUCGGAAGGACUUUAUGAUACAGCCACCAUGGGAUUUGGAAGUUGGGAAGAGGUUUAUUAUUCAUUAUACUUAUGGAUGUGACUAUAAUUUAAAGGGGGAACUAACAUAUGGAAAAAUUGGAGAAUGGCGAUUUGAUAAGAGAUCUUAUUUAAGCGGUCCUCCUCCAAAGAACCUCUCCUUACCCCCACCAGGAGUUCCUGAAAGUGUUGUAAGACUUGUAAAGAUGGUAAAUGAAGCUACAGCUAAUAUUCCAGGUUGGGAGUCAAUAAACAGCAGUUGAAAUUGAAUUCAGUAUGAUUGCAUCCUCCGGAUGGAGAUUCAUUCAUACUAUUUACAGGGUAACAAAAGAGUGAUAUGGAUAGAAAAAUAGGAAAGUAUUUGCAACUAUAGCAGGGAUUUUGGAUUUUGACAUGGAAGGCUCUGAAUUCUUUUUGUACAAGUCUGCACAUUUGACAUUAGUGUUGAAUUUUGUAUCUUUGAAUGUUUCAGACCAUUAAGUUGAAAACUCCUUGUUGUCUGAGUUUGUAGUACUUGCAGCUUUUUGCAGGCCUUGUCACUAAUUGUAGCUCAUGGGGCAUUUUUACUAGUAAAUAAAUUUUAAGCCUUA